AAUAAAAACAAUAAAUCUAUUUCAAAAUAAAAAGGUUUAGACAAGAAAAAAGUCGCCAAAUCCGCCGGCGGGAGAAAAAUUCCGGUGAACCAUUCUUCUUGAUUCUGCAGGGUUUGUGAUUGUGGCUGAUGGGUAGACAACAAAUUAGGGGUUUUGAAUAUUUUUGUGUAUUGAAGAUUGUCUGAAAUGGAAGCAGCUAUUGCUCAGAGGAUUCAGUACCCAUCAUGGGUUGAUUGGAGAGAGUUUGAGGGGAAGUCGCUGCGUGGUUCAUUGCGGUAUUCUCAGCGAGUGAAGGAAGAGAAAAGGUUUAGAGGGCUUGCUUUGGCUCAUUUGCAACCUGAAAGAAGAAAAAGAUCAGUUUCUUCAGAGGUUUUAUGUUCUGAUAACAACUCUUCAGCGUUGUUGGAGGCCGGAAGUGUUUAUCCGUUUGAUGAAGAUCUAAUUCUCAAGAGAAAAGCAGAAGAGGUUAAACCGUUUUUGAAUGGUCGAUCUAUGUACCUUGUUGGAAUGAUGGGUUCUGGGAAAACGACCGUGGGAAAGUUAAUGUCCAAAGUGCUCGGUUAUUCCUUCUUUGACUGCGACUCUUUGAUUGAACAGGCGAUGAAUGGAACUUCUGUUGCAGAGAUAUUUGUGCAUCAUGGAGAGAAUUUUUUUAGAGGAAAGGAGACUGAUGCGCUUAAGAAGCUCUCUUCGAUGUAUCAAGUUGUUGUUUCCACCGGUGGAGGUGCAGUUAUACGACCCAUUAACUGGAAAUAUAUGCAUAAAGGAAUCAGCAUUUGGCUAGAUGUGCCUCUAGAAGCCUUAGCCCAUAGAAUCGCUGCUGUUGGAACUGGUUCACGACCACUGUUACACGAUGAAUCAGGAGAUGCAUACUCAGUGGCUUUCAAACGUCUCUCGACUAUUUGGGAUGAGCGCGGUGAAGCAUACGCAAAUGCAAAUGCCAGAGUCUCCUUGGAAAAUAUUGCAGCCAAGCGUGGCUAUAAAGAUGUCUCAGAUCUCACACCAACUGAAAUCGCUAUCGAGGCCUUUGAGCAAGUUCUGAGCUUUCUAGAGAAAGAAGAAACUAUGGAGAUCCCAGACGGCGACCUCUAAUUUCCCCGCCUCCACUUCUGUCUCUUCAUUUAUAUGUUCAAUCAACUCAAUGAAGCAAUUACUCAUCACCAGGCCAUUGAGCAAGUUCAGAGACAAAGAAAGUCCUCUAGUUACUGGUUCUGGGUCAAUGGAGCUUACACGAGCCAAUUUUGACUGGAUCAAUGCUUUAUUAGAAGAAGAUACAAUACAUGUAUAUAAUACUUAUAAUAAUACUCUUUGUUUCAGUAUCAUUCUUCUUCUCUUUUCCUUGAACAAAAAGAAAAAGUAGCAGUAUUCGUUUUGUUAAGAUGAGCCAGGAACAAGCAAUGUGUACGAACACAAUUUUACUGGUAUUAUUCAAAUCUGAAA
Messenger RNA from Arabidopsis lyrata subsp. lyrata, 1440 nucleotides. RefSeq names its product shikimate kinase 1, chloroplastic. Gene Ontology annotation, molecular function: shikimate kinase activity. Bases 187 to 1092 code for a protein of 301 amino acids. Gene Ontology annotation, cellular component: chloroplast. Lineage: Eukaryota; Viridiplantae; Streptophyta; Magnoliopsida; Brassicales; Brassicaceae. The record is from RefSeq and is a predicted model, not a curated record. The transcript has 12 exons.